This is a messenger RNA of Oryzias melastigma (Indian medaka), 662 nucleotides long. Its product is annotated as sushi, nidogen and EGF-like domain-containing protein 1. The transcript has 7 exons. The annotation marks the transcript as partial. The record is from RefSeq and is a predicted model, not a curated record. Gene Ontology annotation, biological process: cell-matrix adhesion. Lineage: Eukaryota; Metazoa; Chordata; Actinopteri; Beloniformes; Adrianichthyidae.
GGCAACAUUGUGAUGUUUUGUUUGAGCAAUUCUAGUUUUUUAAACUAAAACUAAUCUUGCCUCUUGUUUUCACUAAAAUUAGUAAUCUCCACAUAGAACUUUGUUAAAGUUAUUCUCUGUAAUUUUAUUUAAACGUCAUCUUUUGAAUUUGAGCUCAGCCAUCUGAGCUCCAAAGGAUGGCAGGCAAAUCUCUGCAAGCGCUCCUGCUUCUGUUAAGGCUGUGGAUUGUGACUCUACAAACUCAAAUUUCAGUGCCGUCCACUGUUCCCACAUCAACAGAACCCCCAGUUACAAACCCAGACAAUUUAACACUUCCUGGUUCUCUUUAUCCAAUUUCUGGAAUUGAAAGUUUUCAAUCUGAUGAUGGAAGUUCUCCACUGAUUCACCUGCAAAGAUCUUUUGUCUACUUUGGAAAAACAUACUACACAAUUUAUGUUAACCACAAUGGACACCUGACAUUUAGUUUUCCCUAUUCCUCAUAUAUACCUCAAAGAUUCCACCUCUAUGGAUCCAGUGAUAUAAUUGCUCCAUUCUGGACAGAUUUGGACAACAGUCAAACUGGCUCAGUUCUCUACAACCAAUACACCAAUGGCAGUGUCCUCCAACAAGCUACACAGGACAUUAAUAGCUACUUCCCAAACCUCAACUUCAGUGCUGUUCCC